AUGGCAGUCCCCAGAACGCUAGCUCUCAAGCUCAUGGAGACACAAUGCGCAAUCUUCAACACAACCUACAACCCCUCCGCCUUCCGCACCGGUAACAGUGUGCUGCGUCAACGUCUUCGCGGUCCCGCAAUGGCUGCAUACUACCCCCGCCGCGUCGUCAGAUUCCAGGACUUGCAAAAGGCUUAUCCUGGCUUUGAGACUUUCGAUGACGACGAGGAGGAUCGUGUGGAACAUGUCCAGAUCUCAAAGUCGAGAGGAAAGGGUGCUCCUAAGAAGAAGAGGACGGCUGCU
This is a messenger RNA of Aureobasidium pullulans EXF-150, 291 nucleotides long. RefSeq lists its product as uncharacterized. The transcript is spliced from 2 exons. The annotation marks the transcript as partial. NCBI's taxonomy places the organism in Eukaryota, Fungi, Ascomycota, Dothideomycetes, Dothideales, Saccotheciaceae. Gene Ontology annotation, cellular component: mitochondrion. The record is from RefSeq and is a predicted model, not a curated record.